GGGAAAAGUUACCUGAACGUUCAUGUAAAAAAGUCGUUUAAAAGAGAGAAGCACUUUUACUUGACUUUUUGUACCCCAGCAGAGUAGCAAGAUGGAGUCAUGGGUUAGGGUCCCCUCGUAAGUGCAGUUGACUGAGAAACCUGCAGAAAGGGAUUGGAACGAUUUUGUUCGCUCCUUCGUUUCGCAUGGUGAAGUGAGAGCAAUGUUGCAUGUUGUGUGCACUCGUUUGUAGUGCGAAGUAGGGGAACUGCGCAGGUGUAGCUUUGCACACGCGACAGUCCUGCUUUGAAAUAGCAACGGUUUUUUGGCGUGUAUAUCUCCAGUGGAGGAGGUGGAAAGGCGUAACCAACAGGAUAUGACAAAAAAAAAAGAAGAGUAAAUAUACAGCCUCUUCAAAGAGCAUUCCUUUUUUUUUAAGUUACCCAUUUGGCGCAUCGUAGCGAGAUGCUCAAGUGAAAGCACAUAUGUAGAGGUAAACCGUUGGAAUUUUUCGUUCCCCUCAUUCUGUCCCAUAUUGAAUUACCCCCUUUUGAGAGUUUCCAUUAGAAGAGCGAGAUGAACACACCAGGUGUGGACGUGCGCAAUGGCAAGGCCGUCCAAGGGGACAUAUGCAGCAAUAGGUAUUCCCUAAUAUCUAAGCAGACCCUCAACCAGAAGGAAAACACCCUAUGGAACAUCCUGAACUACGGGCGUGUCCCAAAUGAGGGCCUAAACGAAAUAACCAUCAUGAGCAUUUUGCACCAGAUAUCUUCUCAAAAUUUGUGCAACAGCGAGAAGAACGUCAAAAUCGGGGAGCGGGAGAAUCGCAUAUACAGCGCGCUCGUGCGGAACAAGUACAUCGGGUUCGGGCACGGCAUCGGCAGAUCGGGGAACCUCGACGACGUGCAGCCGAAGAGCGCGGGGAACAGCGUGCUGGCGAAGGCCACCACGAGCUUUGUAAAGGACCUGAUCAAAAGCUUUGGAAUAAAAGGCUGCGAAGAUGUGUACAUACUGCCAUACGCUACGGGCAUGUGUCUAAGUACUUGCAUUUUGUAUACAAAAAAGGAAAGAGAAAAAAGUGAAUAUGUAAUAGUGUCCAGAAUAGACCACAAGACCUGCUACAAGUGCAUCGAUUUUUGUGCCUUAAAAUAUUUAGUAGUGGACAUGGUAUAUAGGGACGAAGAAUUACAUACAAAUCUGAGCGAAAUAGAAAAACUUAUACAAACAUAUGGUGAAAAGAUCUGUUGUGUAAUGUCAGUCACUUCAAGUUAUGCCCCCAGAAACUCAGAUGAUAUUGUCAAAAUAGGGCAUAUGUGUAGAAGGUAUAAUAUACCUCAUAUUAUUAAUAAUGCCUUCGGGUUACAAUGCAAUUAUUUAUGCAAAGAGAUACAAAAAUGUUUUGAGACAAAGGGUAGAGUAGACUUCGUAGUCCAAAGUUGUGAUAAGAAUUUUCUCGUCCCAGUUAAUGGAGGAAUUGUUUUCAGCUCCGAUAAGAAGAAGAUGAAAGAAUUGAAGAAGCACUACCCUGGUAGAACCCCUGUGCAUGCAUAUUUAGAUCUAUUCAUCACAUUACUAGAAUUAGGGAAAAGGAAAAUUCUAAACCUAAGAAAAGAAAGGGAGGAAAACUUCGCCUGGUUAAAAAAUAAAGUUUCUACUCUAUGCUCCAAGUACAAUUUAAGUUUAAUCAAAGCUAGCAAAAAUAAAAUAUCCAUGGCGAUUAAUUUGAAUGAGCUUUACAAAAUUUACCAUGUCGAAAACCCUAGGAGUAUUACCCUGCUGGGAUCGUUACUCUUUUAUAGAAAUGUCACUGGGCAUAGGGUCAUAUGCUCCCCGCUGUUGAUACGAAACGGGGGGGUAGAUCCCAAUGGGGUUGACACUACUGAGCAGGGUGAACCCAAACCCAAUGGGGUGUCUUUCCCUAAUCCUAGAAAUAGCAGCGAAGAUGCGCGUCCAACUCAUUCGCCUAACAACUCCAAUCAGGGGGGUGUAAAGGAGACGUCCCAAACACAUCUGGUGAAAAACGAAAAUGCUACCCAUGCGGCGAUCCUGGGGAAGGGCCUAACCAUUGGGAACCACACAUUUGAGCACUUUGGGUGCAGCUACGAUUUGUACCCCUUUUCGUACAUUGCCUUCUCCUGCGUCAUUGGCAUUGAACGGGAGGAGCUGCAAAGCUUCGUGGAGAAGUUGGACGACGCGAUUGGCUGCUUCAUCCGCAGGUUUGGGCGGCGCGCCAGCCCAGUGGAGCGCUCAUAUGCGCCAUUGUGA
Molecule: messenger RNA, 2244 nt
Organism: Plasmodium vivax (malaria parasite P. vivax)
Lineage: Eukaryota; Apicomplexa; Aconoidasida; Haemosporida; Plasmodiidae
Product: UGA suppressor tRNA-associated antigenic protein, putative
Exons: 5
Coding region: 556-2244 (562 amino acids)
Biological process (GO): selenocysteine incorporation; conversion of seryl-tRNAsec to selenocys-tRNAsec
Molecular function (GO): tRNA binding; O-phosphoseryl-tRNA(Sec) selenium transferase activity
Source: RefSeq, a predicted model, not a curated record